Geodia barretti is the source of this 528-nucleotide messenger RNA. The record is from the annotation of a GenBank genome assembly. NCBI's taxonomy places the organism in Eukaryota, Metazoa, Porifera, Demospongiae, Tetractinellida, Geodiidae.
AUGUGUAGCAGUAAUAACUACCAACUGAUUCUCACCUAUUACCCAGAUCACCCCGACGUAUCCGUGUUGAAAUAUCUCACCGGCUUUCUACUUAUCGAACAAUUGGAGAGCCACAGUGCCGGAUUAUCUCUCCUCGAGUCUGCAAUCAAAGACUAUCCUGACAUGGCGGGACACGAAAAAGCACUCUUCCUGAUUGGAAAACUACAAGCGGAGAUGGACCCGUUAGAAAAUGCACUCCACACCUUAGACGGAUUUGUUACGCGUUACCCGGAAAGUGAGUGGAUCUAUGAUGCGCAUCUCAUCCGGGCAGCUACCUACUUGAAACUGGGUAGACUGGAAGAAGCCGCAACGGAAGCGAUCCACGUCAGCGAGAUUAGCGAAGAUGAAAAGAUAAAAGAACGCGCAAAACAGAUUCUGGAUCAGACGAAGUGGACAGUUUACACCGAUGCAAAUGGGCUCCCCGACAACCAUAUCCAAGCGAUGACAACCGAUGGCACAUGGCUAUGGAUAGGAACGCCAAAGGGUUAA